Molecule: messenger RNA, 486 nt
Organism: Effrenium voratum
Lineage: Eukaryota; Dinophyceae; Suessiales; Symbiodiniaceae
Source: the annotation of a GenBank genome assembly
AUGCCGACGCUGGUCAUUGCCAUUCCUUUCCGCCCGGAUCCGAAGUGCGACUUGGACCAGAUGGCAAAGGACUUUCAACAGGAGUUCGCAGCAUCCUCUUGCAAGAAGCUUCCUGAGCAUGUUUGCGCGGAGAUCAAGGAGAUCCGGCUGGUCUACCAGAAUGAAGGGUAUGCCUGUGCAGAGGGCGACGUGGUCAUCGCUUAUGGCCAUGGCGGGGAUGACAACGCCGAUCUAAGCAACAACCAAGGCCAGUGGGUCAAGCCAAAAGAUGUCAUCGAGAUGCUGGAGGGCAUCAAUGCGCAAGCUGCCGAGAGGGUGCUCUUCAUGGCGUGCUACUCUGCACUGGAAAACCAUGCUGCGCCUUUGUGGAAGGCGAGGCAUGGCAAGAAGACCUUCGGCGGCCUGAAGGAUGUGGCAACUCUCUUCCAAGGCCCAUUGAGGUCUGGGCUGUUCACCGGCGUGUGCAAGGCGCUGGUUGAGGUCUGA